AUGGCUUCAGGUUACGACCGUGCACUAUCAGGCAAUCCUGACGGCCACGUCUUUCAAGUCGAAUAUGCUCUCGAAGCAGUCAAACGAGGGACUUGUGCGGUCGGCGUCAAGGGGAAGGACAUUGUAGUGUUGGGAUGUGAAAAGAAAUCGGCCAUGAAGCUCCAAGACACGCGAAUCACACCGUCCAAAAUCGGCCUGGUCGACCGUCACGUAUGCCUUGCCUUUGCCGGCCUCAACGCCGAUGCUCGCAUAUUGGUCGACAAGGCCAGGGUGGAGGCUCAGUCGCAUCGACUCACGGUGGAGGAUCCCGUCACAAUUGAAUACAUCACCAAAUAUAUCGCCGGCGUGCAGCAAAGAUAUACCCAAAGUGGCGGCGUGAGACCGUUCGGUAUCAGCACUCUCAUCAUUGGAUUCGACAAGGGCAGCCAGGAGCCGAAGCUGUAUCAGACAGAGCCUUCGGGCAUCUACUCUGCAUGGAAAGCAAACGCCAUUGGAAGAUCUAGCAAGACGGUGCGAGAGUUCCUCGAACGCCACCACAAGGAUGACAUGGAUCGGGAAACCACCAUUUCCUUGACGGUCAAAUCACUUUUGGAGGUGGUGCAAACGGGGGCCAAGAACAUCGAGAUUGCCAUCAUGGCGCCGGGAAAGGCGAUUGAAAUGCUCCCGGCCGAGCAAAUCGAGCAAUACGUCAAAACUAUCGAGGCCGAAAAGCAGGAAGAACAAGCCAGGAAGAAGCCAGGAAGAGGGGGCGCCUCGGGUACAGCAUCACUGCCGACGCGACCACUAGCUGAAGGCGAGGGCGAAGGUAGUGGAGAUAUCUGA
This is a messenger RNA of Capronia epimyces CBS 606.96, 822 nucleotides long. RefSeq names its product proteasome component PRE6. The record is from RefSeq and is a predicted model, not a curated record. The transcript is spliced from 3 exons. Gene Ontology annotation, biological process: ubiquitin-dependent protein catabolic process. The coding region runs from base 1 to 822 and encodes 273 amino acids. Gene Ontology annotation, cellular component: proteasome core complex; proteasome core complex, alpha-subunit complex; nucleus. NCBI's taxonomy places the organism in Eukaryota, Fungi, Ascomycota, Eurotiomycetes, Chaetothyriales, Herpotrichiellaceae.